ACUCCGCUCCACCUCCGGCUCUCCACUCAUAACUCUUGAGCGCACCAGCAGAGCGCACGGACUGCAGCUCAGCGAGGAGUUUGUGGUCUGAGAACUUAGAGAAAAAAAAAAAAGCAGACACAUUUUACCAUCCUAUCAGAAUACUCGUGAACAGCUUUCUAUCCAGCAUUUUUGGAUUUAACCUCGAAGUUUGGACAAGAAUUGAAGGUGUUUCGUUUCCAGACACACUUCCAGCCUGACCUCUUCUUGCCCACCCCCCGAAACCUCCGUUUGACCCACCUGCUCCUGUCUGUGUUGCACUCAGUGCUCCCCAGACUGCCCAGAGAGCGUGCACAGCGCCAUGGUAACUCACAGCAAGUUUGACUCCGCAAUGAGCAGCAGCCCCUUGGACUCCAACAUGCGGCUGCCUUACCGUUACAAGACUUUCACCUCCAAGACGCAGUACCAGAUGGUCCUGACCACGCUUCAAAAGCUCCAGGACAGCGGCUUCUACUGGAACACCAUCACCGGCAAGGAGGCCAACUCCAUGCUGGCGUCAGAGAGCACGGGCACCUUCCUCAUCCGGGACAGCUCUGACAACCGACACCUGUUCACCCUCAGCGUCAAGACAGGCUCGGGCACAAAGAACCUGCGAAUCCAAUGUGACUCAAACUCUUUUUACCUGCAGACAGACCCCAAGAACGUUCACUCUGUCCCCCACUUUGACUGUGUCCUCAAGCUGGUUCAUUACUACAUGCCUCAGAGCAAAGGGAACACUCGCAGUGGGAGUAUCUACUACAUUUACUCUGGAGGGGAAAGGAUCCCUCUGGAGCUCAUCAAACCUCUGUCCUGUAGUUUGUCCACCUUGCAGCACCUGUGCAGGAAAACAGUCAAUGGACAUUUGGACAUUUCUUCGAAAAGAGACCAACUUCCUCACCCUCUUAAGGAGUUCCUCCAGGAGUAUGAUGCUCCUAUCUAGAAGUCUUGGACUGAUGCUCUUGAAGGGGCAAAGACUUAAGAGUGUUGCGAAGAAGCCGGACGGUUUCAGUACAGCUAUGUGAAAACAUGUCUGAGGAGUAAAUGAUGCAGCAGAGUCACGAGGAUGAAGCCCAGUACUGAGCUCGUGAAAAGGAGCAGAUCUGUACUGAUGUGUAGUUCUCACAGAGAAGGGGGCAUGAGUCUCUUUUAACAUUUCAAGAUAAAGAGACGCUGGAUCGAGGACUAGGAUGAAGAAGGCCAAGAGAGCACUGCUGUAAUCUGGUGGUAUGAAAGAGAGAUAAUUCCACCGUCUUCCUCUGCCUCACUGAUGACGUGAAACUUAGCAAAAACUGAAGUGAGGCUCACCGUCAGCUGUCUACAGUGUGGUGACACACAUGUUCCCCCUGCUGCUGCUGCUGCUGCUAAACCGCUGUGUUGUGAGGCCGUUGAGCUCACACACGUCAGCCUUAGAAAAUGAUCCAAUAAUUAAGGCUGGAGUGGCUUUUAUGAUCAGACUGGCUUUUCUUUUUUCUUUUUUUUUUUUCUUCUUUUUGCUGAAUGGUAAUCUUGGACAAGUCCAUCUCAGCGUCCUGGGACCUCAGGCCAAGUGUUCGCUGGACAUUAACAGACAAUGGAAACUCACAGAGUACAAAUAAGUGGAGACUGAUGGCCUUUCUGGGUGCAUUGUGCAACGACCAUGAUGUGAAAAGGCUAAACUUUUUCAUCUGAAUCUUAAAAGAUGUUUUUAAGAUUAGACAAUGUGGAAAGAAGGUGUGUUUUUGAUAUUUUGUUUAGGAAGGGUUUAUGCCAAAUUUGUCAGAACUAGACAACAGUUAGUUGGAAGACCAACAUGACUGAAUCUUACAGGGUUUUACUUGAGAAAGAAGUACCACUGAGUUAAGCAAAUAAAGCCUUUGUAUGACUUCAGUGGUGAGGAAAUAUAUACCAAAAGAUGUGGCAGUAUUUGUGGCACAGUCACUGCUUGCAAAUGAAUGUAUUACAUUUGGUAUCUCUCUUUUCCUAAUGAGGAAAAUAGUCAAAACAUGUCUUAUUUUCCUGAAAACCAUGUUUACAUGAGCUAAGAUGAAAUGAUAAAUCUGUUUGUCUUUUAUAAAGAUGUCAUUUUUUGCCAGCCAAACCACUGGCUGUGUGGAUGCUUGAAGAUAUUUGAGAAGUUUUGACGAAGCAAGCAGACUGAUACAACUUUGCACUUAUUUAUAUUUGUACGAACAAUUCAUUAAUUUAUAAUAAAGACUUCUAUUUUUCUAUGAAAUGAA
This is a messenger RNA of Stegastes partitus (bicolor damselfish), 2234 nucleotides long. It is a transcript of the gene socs3a, whose product is annotated as suppressor of cytokine signaling 3a. The transcript is spliced from 2 exons. NCBI's taxonomy places the organism in Eukaryota, Metazoa, Chordata, Actinopteri, Pomacentridae. Gene Ontology annotation, biological process: phosphatidylinositol phosphate biosynthetic process; intracellular signal transduction. Bases 341 to 958 code for a protein of 205 amino acids. The record is from RefSeq and is a predicted model, not a curated record. Gene Ontology annotation, cellular component: phosphatidylinositol 3-kinase complex. Gene Ontology annotation, molecular function: 1-phosphatidylinositol-3-kinase regulator activity.